AUGCCGUCGCCAUCGCCGGCACGAGAGCGCCUCCGCUCGCGGUCGCGCUCAGCCGCCUCUCCAAACCACCACGAUGGGCCAUUGGCGAAGAGCACAAAAAUUGUCGUGGAGCGUUUGACAAAGACAAUCAACGAGGACCACCUGUACGAGAUAUUUGGCAAAUUUGGUCGCAUCAAGGAUCUCGACCUCCCCGUCAACCGAACCUUCAACACAAACCGAGGCACCGCGUACAUUCUGUACGACCACGAAGCCGACGCCGAAGCCGCCAUUUCCAACAUGCACGAGGCCCAGGUCGACGGCGCCACGAUCCACGUAUCCAUUGUGCUUCCUCGGCGCAAGCUCUCCCCGCCGCCGCCGACCGCCCGACGAGGCGCCAACAUUGACCCUCGCGUGCCGUUUACCGGUGGAGGGCGAGGCGGCGGCGGCGGCCGUCGUCGUAGGGGAGGCCCUCCGACAUCUCCAGGUGGCGGUAGAUUUGGGCCUCGCUCAGACGUCUACCGCCCUGGCGGCUCUUCGCGUUCGCAGUCACCACCGCCUGCGCGGGGCGGAAGCAAAUACAGGAGCCGCUCGCCAGCGUCAUACUCGUCGCGGUCACCGCCGCCCCGCAAAGGGAGCGGCGCUGGCUACAGCCGUCGGAGUCGCAGCAUAGACAGCCGCGGCGGAUACUGA
This is a messenger RNA of Akanthomyces muscarius, 669 nucleotides long. RefSeq lists its product as uncharacterized. Gene Ontology annotation, biological process: mRNA splicing, via spliceosome. Gene Ontology annotation, molecular function: RNA binding. The coding region runs from base 1 to 669 and encodes 222 amino acids. The record is from RefSeq and is a predicted model, not a curated record. The transcript has 4 exons. Lineage: Eukaryota; Fungi; Ascomycota; Sordariomycetes; Hypocreales; Cordycipitaceae. Gene Ontology annotation, cellular component: nucleoplasm; cytoplasm; ASAP complex.